Molecule: messenger RNA, 798 nt
Organism: Nerophis lumbriciformis (worm pipefish)
Lineage: Eukaryota; Metazoa; Chordata; Actinopteri; Syngnathiformes; Syngnathidae
Source: RefSeq, a predicted model, not a curated record
AUGGAGAACCUCAGUGAGCUCCAAAAUCCUUUGUUGGACAAAAAUACCAAGCACAUGGUCAACGGUUAUGGGGGAGACUUUCCAAAUAACCAGUAUCAGGAGAACAUUAUCAACUACUUCGGUGGCGAGAGCGGUGGUGGCGGCGGCGGGGGGAAAUCGAGCAAUGCUGUAAGCGGUGGAGGAGGCUACAAUAGCAAUGGCAAGAUGAAGUCGCAGCAGCUCUUGGAUGCCACUUCGCUUCAUUUGGCUGUGGAGGCUUUCUAUAGGCCCAACUUCAUCCUGUACAAAGAGGACAAUGGCAGCGUCAAGGCUAAGGAAUACAAAACUGAAUGCUGCGAGACCACCUUCACCGAAAAGAAGGCCAAAGAGAGUACAAACUCAACCGGCGGAGACACAGCGGGCUCGGAGGAACCGCAGAUGAAGGUGCCGGAGGAUGGCGAGCACGUAAAGAUCCAGACCGUUUCGUAUGAGGUCGAGGAGGAAGAGUACAUUGAAUAUGAGACAGACUGCUCCAGUGACAGCGAAAGUGAGGACAAUUUCAUCGUCGUGCCACCGCGAGACCACCUCGGCUUGGCCAUUUUCUCCAUGCUCUGCUGCUUCUGGCCUCUGGGAAUAGCAGCAUUUUACUUCUCGCAGGGGACCACCAAAGCGGUGCACAAAGGCGACUUCCCACUGGCGAACAUUGCCUCCCGACGCGCUCUGUUCCUGGCCGCCCUAUCCAUCACCAUCGGCACCGGAGUCUACGUGGGGGUGGUGGUGGCACUCAUCGCCUACCUUUCAAAACCAGGACACAUAUAG